AUGACGCUGUUGUAUUUUUCUUGCCAGAAUUGCCUGUUCGGGACAAUUGAUCUUGAGGUCAAAGGUGAGCGCGUGAAACCCGCGGUGGUCACCGAGGUCGGAGACUCGGUGUCAACAGAGCUGCAUCAAGUGGGGCUACGGGCGACCGUAAAUGUGAUCAUCAACGAGGCUCCGAGGUCCAUUGACUUGCAACCCAUUCAAGUGCUGGAUUGGAAAAUGGCGACGGCAAGCAGGGACCCCACAGCCAAGCCCAGCGCGCUGCGCUCAAUCAUUGCGGGCUCCACCGCAGGAGCCGUGGAGAUUGCAAUCACGUAUCCAGCUGAGUUUGCGAAGACGCGGACACAAUUGAAUCGCCGACUUGCGGAGGGCCAGAAACUCCCGUGGCCGCCAUUCGGCAAGCAGUGGUAUGCCGGAUGUACAACGCUGAUUAUUGGAAACUCAUUGAAGGCUGGCAUUCGUUUCGUUGCGUUCGAUGCCAUCAAAGCCAGUCUCCAGGAUGAGAAUGGCAAGAUCUCCGGGCCAAGGACGGUUGUUGCUGGAUUCGGUGCGGGUGUCACUGAAUCUUUGCUUGCGGUCACUCCAUUUGAGAGUAUCAAGACUCAAUUGAUCGACGACCGCAAGGCAGCGAAGCCACGUAUGAAUGGGUUCCUGCACGGCAGCAAGAUCAUCUUCCAAGAGCGCGGUAUUCGGGGCUUCUUCCAGGGUUUCGUGCCAACUACAGCUCGACAGGCUGCCAACUCUGCCACCCGAUUCACUAGCUACACGACUAUCAAACAGUUAGCAGAGGGCUAUGUGGCCCCCGGAGAGAAGCUGGGUACUCUUGCAACCUUUGGUAUCGGCGGGUUGGCGGGUAUCAUCACAGUCUAUGUGACUCAACCCCUUGACACAGUGAAGACAAGAAUGCAAUCGCUGGAGGCGAGCAAACACUACAAGAACAGUUUCGUCUGUGCGGCGCGUAUCUUCAAGGACGAAGGUAUCUUGACAUUCUGGUCUGGCGCAAUGCCCAGAUUAGCCCGAUUGAUUCUGAGCGGUGGAAUUGUGUUCACCAUGUACGAGAAGUCGAUGGAGUUGAUGGACCUGGCAGACCCCGAGCGCAAGUAUAUCUAG
Molecule: messenger RNA, 1107 nt
Organism: Penicillium oxalicum
Lineage: Eukaryota; Fungi; Ascomycota; Eurotiomycetes; Eurotiales; Aspergillaceae
Product: putative mitochondrial tricarboxylate transporter (Ctp)
Exons: 9
Coding region: 1-1107 (368 amino acids)
Biological process (GO): mitochondrial citrate transmembrane transport
Source: RefSeq, a predicted model, not a curated record